AUGGUCGAUCUCACCAAGGGAUUUUUCUUCAGCUACAACUAUCCGCUGCCCUGCUCCGUCCAGCAAAACAUUCUCCAGUGCGUCCAUUCUCCCGCUUCUCCCGCUUCUCCAGUUUCUACCAACCCUGCAGAUUCGAAUGCUGGUUCCUCGGUUUCCCCAGUUUCCACGAACCAUACCAACCCGACUCCAGUCUUCCCAAACCAAACCAAUCCGAUCCCUGGCUCCCCAGUUUCCCCGGUUUCCCCGGUUUCCCCGGUUUCGCAGCCUCUGUUCGAUUGGAGGUCGCUCUGGGACUCGAUGUUCGUUUGGAACGCGCACUGGACCCGGGAGGCCCGCGCGCUGCUGGCGUGUCCGUGGCUGGUGGCGCUGAUCCACGGCGUGGUGCUGCAGCAGCGCUGUAUUCAGAGCGACCGGCAGUUCCAGCUGACGCUGAUCGCUCGGCGAAGCCGAAUGUACGCGGGUCCGCGGUAUCUGAAGCGAGGCAUCAACGAUGAGGGCUAUGUGGCGAACGAGGUGGAGGUGGAGACGGUGAUCGAAGACGAGUUCGGACACAUCGCGGCGCACACGCAAGUGCGAGGGUCCAUUCCGGGGUAUUGGAAGCAGGACGUGAGCGUGGCGGUGCCGCGGCCGCCCAUCCAGAUCGUGCGGAACGACCCGCUGUACCGCACCUUCACGACGCACAUGUCCCUUCUGCUGCAGCGCUAUUCCGCGCCCAUCCAAGUCCUCGAUCUCGUCAAAACCAAGGAGAAACACCCCAGAGAGUCCCUCGUCGCCAACCUUCUCCGCGAGAGCUGCGCCUUCUUGAACCAGCGAACGCCGCCGGGCAUGAAGAUCUCCUAUUGGCACGUCGAUUUCGCGGAUAUCGCCAAGCAUUCCAGCGUCGAGAACCCUCUUCUCCACGACAUUCUCUCGCGCUAUGCUCGCUCCUCCAUGGAGUUUCCACGUUUCCACUUUCGUGACGGACAGAUCGACCGGAACGAUGAAACGCCCGGUCCCUUGUCGGAUUCCAUGCGGUCGGCGCUGCUGCAGUGCGGCCAUUUGGAGCAGCGCGGCGUUCUGCGGAGCAACUGCAUCGACUGUCUGGAUCGCACGAACGUGGCGCAGUUCUUCCUGUCGUACACCGCGGUUUAUCACAUGCUUUUCACGCUGGGGAUCGUGGAAUCGCCGGCGACGCCGGACACUUCGCCGCUGCAGCAGAUUUUAGUGGAGAUGUACAAGGACCUCGGCGAUGUGAUUAGUUUGCAAUACGGCGGCAGCAACGCCCACGACAAGAUCGACGUGACGCGCGGGAACAAGAAGAAAAAGGACUUCCUCACGACGAUUCUACGGCAUUACAACAACGCCUUCACCGACAAAGUGAAGCAGGAAAGCAUCAACAUCUUCCUCGGCGUCGUGGACCCCCUCAAACACGGCCAGAUCAUCUCCAUCACCAACGCCAAGCCCAACUACGACUACUACCUCCACAACCGCGGCUACCUCCAGAACGAAACCGUCUCCAUCCGCACCAGCGCCACCUGGUGGCAGGCUCCGGUCGUUUCUUUCGAGCAGUCCGUCGUUUCUGACCUCCCGACCUUCCUGCAGGCCUGCCCCGCGCUGGACUGCCGCUUCUGCGGGAAGGAGCCGGCCGUCCCCAGCGCGCUGUGCUGCGCUUUCUGCGGCUCGCUGCUGCGACGACGCCUCCCAGCGCUCCAUCGCGGGAGUUUCUACGCCGCCUCGCACGAGACCGGACUCGUCUACGAGCAGUUGGUUCCGUCCGAGAAAGAGUGGAAACGGGGGAAACCGCUGAGCCGUAGAAGGUCGCUGUGCGAGCUGGAUCGCUUGCUUGCGGUUCCGUGCCUCGUUCCGCACUACCUCAACACCGUAUCUCGCUGGUUUCUCAUUGGCUCAUUGGGAAUAGUGUUCCGCGGAGGACUGCACCCCCAACACGCCCGUGAAACUCCGCUUCUGGGAGAACUGGAACGCGCGCACGCAGUCGACGGUUCAGUACGUGGGCGUUUCCGACUGGAACGAAUCCACGCGCAAAGCGCUGCCGCGCGAAGACGAAGACGACGACGAUGA
Messenger RNA from Blastocystis hominis, 2058 nucleotides. RefSeq lists its product as hypothetical. The record is from RefSeq and is a predicted model, not a curated record. The coding region runs from base 1 to 2058 and encodes 685 amino acids. Gene Ontology annotation, cellular component: intracellular membrane-bounded organelle. NCBI's taxonomy places the organism in Eukaryota, Bigyra, Opalinata, Blastocystidae. Gene Ontology annotation, molecular function: phosphatidylinositol-3,5-bisphosphate 5-phosphatase activity. The transcript has 3 exons. Gene Ontology annotation, biological process: phosphatidylinositol dephosphorylation.